Parasteatoda tepidariorum (common house spider) is the source of this 1385-nucleotide messenger RNA. RefSeq lists its product as uncharacterized. The record is from RefSeq and is a predicted model, not a curated record. Lineage: Eukaryota; Metazoa; Arthropoda; Arachnida; Araneae; Theridiidae. Gene Ontology annotation, molecular function: protein binding.
UGAGGACUGUCUUCAGUUGUUUUUUAAUAUGAUAUUGAAAUUAGAGUUAUCAUUGUAUAAACCACAUUAUCUUUACCUGUAUUUCACAACGUGAUAAGAAUUAAGAUUCUUAGAAGAUAAGAAUUUCUUACAUGGGGUUGAAACUUUAUGGUUACGUUUUUUUGUUGUUUUACAUUCUCAUAUCAAACAAUGUAUCCUAUGCUUCCUAAAUAGUGGUAUGAAACCAACACUAUUUAUGAUUUACGUUUAAAAGUUCGGUGAACCCGACGAAACGAUUGACGAUAAUGGAACCAGUGAGCUUUAAAUGGUUAAAGAUAUUUUUAAUAGUUUCGUUAUUGAAUAUCACUAAGCAAACUGACAUAGCUUGUGAAAUCGUCCAAGAAAAUCAAAACGGAAAUGAAAAAGCUUUAAAUAAUUACAUCAGAUGCAAAGGAAUUUUUCACGAACCUGAAGCUCUUCGUAGUGUUGUAGCUAACAUUACAAAUCCUAUAGAAAUUUUUGAGUUAUACAACUCAUCUUUGGAUUUAUUACCUGAAGAUAUAUUUCGCGAUGCAAAAUAUUCUAUUGUGAAAAAAAUUUUAUUUUCAGAAACAAACCUUAGCUUAUUCUCUUUACCUGAAAAUAAUAUUUCUCCAUUUUAUUCCAUUGAAAAUACAUUAGAAAGUUUUGAAGUUUAUGACAGCUCAUUUCCCUUCGCAUGGAAUUUUUCUGUUCUCGCAAGAUUGAAUCAUUUACAUUCCAUUAUUAUAGAGAACUCUGAUGUUUUUACAAUUGAAGAUAUGUUUUACUCUUUAACCAAUAUUCGAUUCAUACAAAUGAUAAAUUGUAAUAUAAGGUUAAUUCAUCAUAAGGCUUUUCAAAAAAAUAUAAAUUUGAGUAUUUUUUCUUUGUCUAAUAAUUUAAUCAGAACAGUUGAACGUUCAAUGUUUCCACAACCAGCCAUAUUUCUUUGGAGUUUAGAUUUAAGUUACAACAAAAUUGACUAUCUUCCAAAAGACAUGUUUGAAGAUAUGCCUUAUCUGAAAGAGUUGAAGCUAGAUUAUAAUCGACUGGUGACAAUUAAAGGUGGUGUUUAUAAAAUAGUAUGGAAUCAAUUAACACAGUUAUGGUUGGACGGAAAUGAUAUGGUUUGUUGGGCAUUGUGUCCUGUACUUUCUGAAAAUAAGAGGGAGAAAAAAGAUAGACCUCUAUUUUUUGAUUCAUCAAUAUGUGAAAAACCACCCAAGAAGAUGGUAUUGCUGGAGUCUUUUGAAUGUUAGCACAAGACUUAAGAACAUUCCAACUUAUUUUAAUAGUUGUCAGAGGAAAUAAAUAGAUCAAUUAUAUACAUAUUUAUGCUUGUGCCACCAAAAAAUGCUACUGAAAUAAAGGUUAGUAUGAUCAAA